Messenger RNA from Sarcophilus harrisii (Tasmanian devil), 3727 nucleotides. RefSeq names its product regulator of calcineurin 2 (gene RCAN2). Gene Ontology annotation, cellular component: nucleus; cytoplasm. The transcript has 5 exons. Gene Ontology annotation, molecular function: nucleic acid binding; calcium-dependent protein serine/threonine phosphatase regulator activity. The record is from RefSeq and is a predicted model, not a curated record. Gene Ontology annotation, biological process: calcium-mediated signaling. NCBI's taxonomy places the organism in Eukaryota, Metazoa, Chordata, Mammalia, Dasyuromorphia, Dasyuridae. Bases 352 to 1086 code for a protein of 244 amino acids.
AGAGAGGGAGGGAGGAGGGAGAGCGAGGAAGAGAGCUAGGCAGCCUUUCAGUUGCUGCGGGCCAAGAAGGCAGGUUGGGCGCUGUGGACACUUUUAAACGUACCUCCGCACUACCGGCAUUCACACCCAUUUGCACACUUCCACACACACGAACAUACAUCAGCAGGGGCAGGUGAGGAAAACCCUGAGCACCGUCCUGAAGAGUCCAACCCCCAUCAUCCAUUUCGCUGCGUUCGGGGCAACUGCAGAUUGCCUUACCCUGCCCUGCUCUGCCCAGCCCAGUCAAGCCGAGCCACUCUCCGGACCCCGACCCGCUGCCUUCCUCGGGGGCAUCUCGGACACUCGGCAGGAAUGAGGGGAGAAUCUUAUUUCAUUGGAAUGAGAAAUCCUGGACAAUAUGGUCAUCUCUCAGAAGAUGGAGGACUUUUCUUACUAUACUGCAUAGACAGAGAUUGGGAUAUAACGAGAUGUUUCACAGAAGAGGCCUUCCAAGCAAUAACCGACUUCAAUGACCUCCCAAAUGCUCUAUUUGCCUGCAACGUUCACCAGUCGGUAUUUGAAGGAGAAGCCAGUAAGGAGAAAUUCGAAGGACUAUUCCGCACUUAUGAUGACUGUGUGACGUUUCAGCUGUUCAAGAGUUUUAGACGUGUGCGAAUAAACUUUAGCAAUCCUAAAUCUGCAGCUCGGGCCAGGAUAGAGCUCCAUGAAACACAAUUCAGAGGGAAGAAAUUAAAACUCUAUUUUGCACAGGUUCAAACUCCUGAGACAGAUGGAGACAAACUUCACUUGGCACCCCCUCAGCCAGCAAAGCAGUUUCUCAUCUCACCUCCAGCAUCACCUCCUGUGGGUUGGCAGCCUAUCAGUGAUGCCACACCAGUCAUCAACUAUGACCUUCUCUAUGCUGUUGCAAAGCUUGGACCAGGGGAGAAGUACGAACUUCAUGCAGGAACAGAGUCCACCCCAAGUGUUGUGGUGCACGUGUGCGACAGCGACAUAGAGGAGGAAGAAGAUCCAAAGAAUGCUCCAAAGCCAAAAAUCAUUCAAACCCGGCGUCCUGGCCUGCCACCCCCUCCAGUGUCUAACUGAGCUUCCCUCCAUGCCUCAGACAAUACGAUCAUUUCUCUUUCACAUGCUUUCCUUUCUUGUUGGCUUAUUUUUAUUAGGUCAGUUAUGUUUAAAGGAAUUGGUUGCCUUCAAAUCCCUGGACAUUUAGUUCACUGGGAGUCCCCCCACCCACCCACCCCUUCCUUAUAUUGAAAUCUCUCAACAUAAGGGCUAGGAAAAGGGGAUCUGUUUCCUGAAUCCUGUCAUUUACCACUGACCCUAAUGCAUCUUUUAGGAGGGCCUAAAAUAAAUAGCAUUUUGUUCUUAAGCCACCAUCACAUCUCAGAGCUAUGUACUCAAAAGCCAACCCAAACCAGAGAUGUCAAUAAUGAAUGUCACCCUUUGGGGGGAGGGGGUUCUUUGGCUUUCUCAAUCCCCAUACUGAGGUGUAUGCAUUUUUUUUCCUGGCCAUAAUAAUAGGACCAUAUGUAAACUUGAAUUUUGAUUGCAUGAGAUUCCAUUCAUUGUAUCUCACCCAGUCUCUGCACCCGACAUCCACAUGAUAUGCAUGGUCACCAGCACUUGUUUUCAUCAUUUGAGGUAAUGGUAACCCAUUCAUGGUAACCCAUGAAAUUCCCCAUGUCUAGCAGAGAACUCUCUAGAGGGAAACUUUGUUAGGAUUGUCUACCUGAACAGGUCUUAUUUUGUUUUCUGGUGUACUCACUGUUUGGAAUAAAACAUUUCCUUAACACUGUUAACAAUUCUGGAGGGGAAAAUCAAGUCUAGCACCCAAAGAUGUUUCUUGAUGUAUUUUGGAUAUUGCUUCCACACACUAGCUACCACAUCCCACCUAGGAGGCAUGUCCAGGGUGAUAGAGACUGACUUGAGCAGAAGCUAUUUGUUAUUAUGGCUUUCUGGUGUCAGAACUAGUUGUUGUUGGAUUUUUUUCCCCCUUUCCUUUCUUUUUGUGUAUAUUUGUACAAAUGUUUCAGCUGUGCUUUUGAAAUCAGGAACUUUUUUUUUUCAAUUUGGUGAUUAUUCAACCAUCACCUGCCUGGAAACAUAACUUAUGCAUUGCUGUUAACGCAUUCAUAGAAUAUUACAGCUGUUAUGGUAAUAUUACAGUAUCUUAUGAGUAAUACUGAAUAUUAAAGGGGCACAAAGAUUACUUCAAUGGCAAAUAAGUAAAGAGCGAACACCUUUGUUACUGAAAUCCAUUUUUAAAAAGAUAUCAAAUGUGAACAUCGUUUGAAGAUGGUUUAAAGAGAAACAAUGGCAAAGCAAACUAAAAUGAGAAUGAGAAAAGAUUCAAUGCCCACAUGCUGUACAUACAAGAUAUUUGUUUUAGUUUGUGAUUUUCUAUUUCUCUAUCCCAAAGUGCAUUACAGAAUAUACACCUAUAGAACCAUUACCUUCUCUGCUGUAUGUUCCCGGCCUAGGUCAUCUACUACUGUCCAUUAAUGAGUUAGUUUAGAUGUGUGUUGCCAGUCAUGAUGGAGUGGGAAAAAUCUUUUCAUUGCCCAAGCCGCAGAACAAAACAAAAUAAUACAGCUAAAUGACUGAAGGAAUUUCAUGGUUUUUGACUAGGGUGUAUACCUCAGUUUCAUCAGAGACUGAAGUCACAUAGAAUGUUCAUUCAGAAAUUAGAAGUCCUUUUUACUGUGAACAUAGCAAUACAGUACUGUACUGCAGAGGGGAAAUUAGGGGGCGGGUGGGUUGGGAGGGAGCUAGUUAGAAUUUCUCCAGUUCUAACAAACUGGAAAAGGAGCUUACAAAAUACUAAAGUUCCAAAAGGAAAGGGGAAAAUGGCUCCUGUAAGGGAAGAAAAAAAAAGAAAGAAAGAAAGAAAGAGAAGUAUAUAAAUAAAUGUUCUGGCUUUCAUUUGCUGCAGAGGUUGCUUUCACUACAGAUUAAAGAAAUUUAACAGUGAAGGUAUAUUGCCCUCUAGUGGAACUUUUGUCCAACCACUUUCAUUAAAGUAAUAAUACAGACCCUGUCUAAACAAGUCAAGGGUAAAGUCAAUCAGUCUGAUAUUAAAAGUUACUUUGCUAAUCAAUCAACAAGCACUUAAAAAAAAAGCACCUACUGUGUGUCAGCUACUGGGCAAGGUGCUGGGAAAAUAAAGACAACAUAGAAAUCACCCCUACCCUCAAAGAACUUGCACAUUCUCUUUUUACUGAUUACCCAGAAUACAGACUCCUGAGAAAUUUAUAUAAGGGAAUGGGGAACUCCUGUUUUCCAGUCAGAUAAUUAGUCCUGUCUGCAAAUCUAUCACAAUUCAGACCAAGAACAAUACAGUAUAACAUUUUCAUAGAAUUCAAGGUCAAUGUAAGCAGAUCUGAUCUCAUCAGGUAGUUAAAAUAGAUAACAAAGUCUUGCCCAGUCCCAAUGAAAAUUUGUCCCCCCCAAACUGAGUACAUAUUUUGCCAGUCAAGGUUUAUAUUGGAAAAAGAGAGGCUGGUUAUCUAAGUGAAUAAGAAACUCAGACUUAAUGGUACCUCCUAGCACUGUGAAAGUCAGAAUUGCCUCAGCAUUUCCAUGGACAUGCAUUAUGCAAACCUCUUUAGUACUAUUUUCAGUUUGAAGAGUGUAAAAAAAAAGUAAGAGGUUCCCACCGAGUGAAUCAUUUGUGCACGUGUAUAAUUCAGAGAGCUUAGACUUCAAAUAAAUCUGGUGAAUGAUU